This is a messenger RNA of Lagopus muta (rock ptarmigan), 6005 nucleotides long. It is a transcript of the gene NADK, whose product is annotated as NAD kinase. Gene Ontology annotation, biological process: NADP+ biosynthetic process; NAD+ metabolic process. The transcript is spliced from 10 exons. Gene Ontology annotation, molecular function: NAD+ kinase activity. The coding region runs from base 1645 to 2769 and encodes 374 amino acids. Lineage: Eukaryota; Metazoa; Chordata; Aves; Galliformes; Phasianidae. The record is from RefSeq and is a predicted model, not a curated record.
AACUCAGUGUUGUUGUGCUGGGAUCUGUAUUGCAAAAAUUGACUUGCAGUUCAGAUCGCACGUUGCCUUAAUCUGCAUGCUGAAAGGGCUGGUAGGAUAUAAUCAGUAUUUCUCUGUAUGGUUUUAUAGUAGUUUUGCCAGUUGGAAUACUUCUCACAGGGCAACAGACAUCAAUCAGUGGAAUGAAUGCCCUUUUAACGUUAUUAAUUCAUGCAAUGUUCUGAUGAUUCAAAUGAAGUUUUUUCUCAGCACAACGGAUCUAUUUUAAGAAAAAAAAUGAAGCAUUUUGUAUUUAAAAUAAAUAGAACAGAGCAUGCAAAUAGUUUGAAGUACUGGGGUUUUGUUUACAUGUAUUUUGCAUAAUCUGCAGUUCCUAAAAUGUGGUCAACAAUGGCAACAAUAACAAAGCCUUUCCAACACAGCUGACAGUAAAUUCCACGUAUCAAACUCCCAUAUAGCAAUCUAAUUAUGAUACUGAGAAGCUGCUGGUACCAUUUUCUUUAUUCCAUAAAGAAAAUUGUUUCUCAGCUACAGAAGGACAGAAAUUAUUAUGGAAAAAUGUGAAAAAAGGUGGAGGAAUGGCUGUGUGCACUAUGCAAUCUCAUCCAAGGGAAGCUUUCUGUUUGAAUGAGUGGUUUGAAUUUUGAUAUUUCGUCUGUGAUGCUUUCAGUGUAUGAAUAUAAGGCAAGGGAUUUUUAGUCUCUGCUGGUAAAUUUACAGUGGAAAUAAGGCUUUUUUCAGCAGAUACGCAAACAGUUCUGUCCUUUUGUAAAGUUCUAUUUUAUUGAUUUGGCUUUCAGUUAAACUUAAGGUAUUUGAAUUCAGUAUUUCUUCGCUUAGAUCUUUCCCUAAAUCGCAGUGAUUUUUCUCAAAACACAGCAGUGGUGGCGCAGUGUUUCCUGCAGAGGUGUGGCAGAAGUCUUGCAGUAGAUGGGGAUCUGAACUUCCUUCUUUCUGUCUCUUCUGAAGUUGGCGACUUCGUAUGCAGCAGUUCACCUGCAAACCCAGCCUGCGUUGCAUGUUUACCCACCUGAUUGUGCUGCAUAUGCUCCUCCCUGUGGGCUGAGCCAGCUUUGCACCAUAUAAUGGCAGUGUCAAGAUCAGUUGAGCACAGAGGCUGUAGGCGAUUCUGAACACACUGCUUGCCAGGGACAAGGCUGUGCAGUGUGCAAAUAGCUGUGGAGGUUGGGGCACCCUCAGGUCGUCAGAGGAAAGGACUAUUUGGAAACCGAGUUAUAAAUUACUGUUUUUACUACUUUAAAGGUUUUGUUUGUUUGUUUUAUGGCUUCUAAAAACAGCCGUAUCCUUUUUGGUUAUUUUUUUUCCUUUUCUACAGCCGCUGGUAAUAUUAAACUCUUCACUGGAGGGAAAUGUAGCAGAAAAUCUUUUUAUGUAAGGGCGUCAGUUAAUCAGGGUCUCUUUAAGUCACAGUGUUGAGCUCUGCUGUCUGAAGGCUGUGAGUUUUCUGAAGUGGAUUUUCUAAAUGUGAAGCUUCAACUUUUUCUUGUGACUGUUGGAAAGAUUUAGCUGGAUGGGAUUUUUUAUUUUUUUUUUUGAGGCAGAAGUUUCUUAAGAAUCAGUAAAAACCUCAGCACAGCCUGUUUUUGUGGAGCUGUUGCCUUUGCCUGACUUCUGGAAACGAACAUGAAGGUCUUAAAGCAUGUUAUGAACAAUUUUUCAGUUAGAGCUACAUGGAAUUGGCACAUUCAGGAUCCAGCAAGCCAGCGGUUGACAUGGAACAAACCUCCCAAGAGUGUCCUUGUUAUUAAAAAAAUACGUGAUGCCAGUCUGCUGCAGCCUUUUAAGGAGCUCUGUGUGUAUCUUACUGAGGAAAACAACAUGAUAGUGUAUGUAGAAAAAAAAGUAUUGGAAGACCCUGCUAUUGCAAAUGAUGAUAAUUUUGGACCAGUGAAGAAGAAAUUUUGUACCUUUCGAGAAGAUUAUGAUGAUAUCUCCAAUCAAAUAGACUUUAUCAUAUGCCUGGGAGGAGAUGGGACCUUGCUUUAUGCUUCUUCGCUCUUCCAGGGUAGUGUACCUCCAGUUAUGGCUUUUCAUCUGGGAUCCCUUGGAUUUCUUACUCCAUUUAAUUUUGAGAAUUUUCAGUCCCAAGUCACUCAGGUUAUAGAAGGCAAUGCAGCUCUUGUUCUGCGAAGCAGGCUGAAAGUGAAAGUGGUAAAAGAGCACAGAGAGAAGCUGACGGUACAGAAUGGCAUAGAAGAAAAUGGAGUAGUGCCUACAAAUAUAGAGAAAGAAGUGGGCAAGCAAAUUAUGCAAUAUCAGGUCCUAAAUGAAGUUGUGGUGGAUCGUGGUCCUUCUUCUUACCUUUCCAAUGUAGAUGUCUUUCUAGAUGGACACCUGAUAACAACAGUGCAAGGAGAUGGAGUCAUUGUCUCCACACCGACUGGUAGCACUGCGUACGCAGCUGCUGCAGGAGCUUCUAUGAUUCACCCAAAUGUUCCUGCAAUAAUGAUCACCCCAAUCUGCCCUCACUCAUUGUCCUUCAGACCUAUUGUUGUUCCUGCUGGAGUGGAACUCAAGAUUAUGCUCUCCCCGGAUGCCAGGAAUACAGCAUGGGUUUCAUUUGAUGGAAGGAAGAGACAGGAAAUAUGCCAUGGAGACAGUAUUAGCAUCACUACCUCUUGCUAUCCCCUUCCUUCGAUCUGUUUCCGAGAUCCUGUGAGCGACUGGUUUGAGAGCUUGGCUGAGUGUUUACACUGGAAUGUUCGGAAGAAGCAAAAUAACUUUGCUGUUGAAGAAGAAGAAUUUUGAGUGUCUACAUCUAAUGACUCUGGGAAUGGAAAGUGGCAGUAUCCCUUCUACAUGCUUGAUUUGUUUUGUUUUAGAAGUUUUUGCUAACAGGUGUGGUUGCCAUCUCAGACACAUACGCAGCGCUAUACUUUAUAUCAGUCUGAUCUGCUGAUGGUUGGAAAUUGUUUUGCUACUUCCUAUCCAGCAGGAAUAGAAUGGAAGAAGUGAGGUUAUGAUUGCUGUAAUCCAGUUUGAAUUUUCUUUAAAUGAGCAGUUGGAAAAUGGGUUAUUUCUGAUUGGUAUGGACUGCAUCUUGGAUGUGAUUGUAACAUAUAACUUACCACUAACAUGGUAGGCUGUAUGUAGAUAUGUAAUAGAAAAAUGGCAGUAGGAAAGAGGCAUUAAAAUAGUCUGUUUACUUUGGUAUGUAUGUAAUUCCAUUUGUUAAGAAUUCUAUGCACAUGAAGGCUCUACAGAAAUUGGCUUUAAAAAAGAAGUGCUUUACUCUUUUAUCUGGCUUAAAUACAACUUGCCCAGAACACCUCUCCAUCAAAACAGUGCUUAACAUACUUUCUUCUUUCUUGCAAGUGUGACAAAAACUGUGAAUAAGGAACUCCUAUCAUGAAUGUUUUUAUUAAUAGACAAAUCUAGGGGGAAAAAAAGGUUUAUAUAAGAUAGAUAUCUAUCUUGUGUCCAAGAAGAAUGUUUUUUGAGUAGAUAGAACUAGGGGAAAGAACUCCACACAUUUAUAUAUGUAAAUAACACAUGUGCAAACACAUGCAUAUGCACAGUGCCCAUUUGUCUGAACAGUGUUUGACCCUUUGCUGUCAGCACUGUGUAAAUAUCACCAACAAACAGCAUGGACAAGCAUUUAGCUUGGGCUGAGUUGAUUAUUUCAGUCAUCUUCACUUUUCUUGCUGAGCUUGUUUGUAGCUCUGCAGUUCCUGUUGGGGGGAAACAUUAGCGUGCUUAUUUUUGUUUGAUGCUCUGGAACAAAUGGUAACGUUAGGGACUGUAUAAUAAUAGUGAUAAAAAAUAAUAGUGAAAAAAGCUCCAGAUAUUUGAGAGGAAUCUGGAAUACUCUAUUGCCUAGUGCUGCUGUUGUCUUGAAGACAACAGUGUCCUGUACUAGGCCUGAAUGCCCUCAAAUUCCACAGGUAUUUUCCAGUUCUGGGUGCUCAGUAAUACAGUCAGGGAUACUGCAUUGGUAGGCUGAUAAAUGGGAGGACACAUUCCCAGCAGAGUAACAAUGGUGCCUUCAGCACACUCAAGAUAUUCUAAGUCUCGUAUGUACUUUUUUAAGAUGCUUUCAAAUGUUUCUAACUUCUCUAUGUACAUAUUUUAUUGUAUGUGCUUUUAUGAAAAAGAACAACAGCAACCUAGUUUGGGAAAAAAAAAAAAGAAGGGUUUGUACUGUAAUUUAACUGAAAAACUCAAACCCACGUAUAAUGUUUACAUUUAUGUUCUCUGUGGUGCAGUCUCAUGGUCACACAUCUGAACUUCAGCAUUUUUGCGUCGUUGCUGCAUUGGCCGUUGAAGGAAUGGACGUGAUCAGUUGAAUUUAAGCCUGUGUCAUUGUACUGUGGGAGAGGUAAUUUCUUACUGAACGAGGUGGGAUUUCCUUGAAAGUGGAGCGAGAAGCAAUGAUAACUUUUCAUGGUUGUUUUAUGUCGUACACGUGGUCCAAAGUGGUAGUGGGAAAUGUAUUGAUUCCCAAACUCUGCCUAACGUGCUGUGCUCUGAUGGUUCAAAUAUUGUCUCUUAUGUUUUGGAUGCUGCCCUAGUCUGUCUAAUUUUAUUAAUCGAGAUGAGAGCACUUUUCCAUAAAAGAGGAGCAACCUUUAGUUAAUGAGAGAAAUCACAAUGAAAUGAUGUUAAUAUAAAUUGUUUGUAAAUUUUGUAGGAUAGAAUAUUGGUUUACUUUGGUCUAAACAGAAGAAUUUUGUGAUAACUUGGAGAAUGUCAAGAUUAGCUUUUGACAUUUAUCUUUCACUUGAAUCUGCAGUAAUUGUUUUAUCACUGUUUUGAUGCUGCUUACGGGUUUUCUAGGUGGGGUAUUCAGUUAUUAAAUAGCUGUUUACUUUUUGAGCUGUGGAAUCAUCCAACUUUUUGCUUUGAAACUAUUCUUUUAUUUAAUCAUGCAAUAACUGAGAGGAGGCACAGGGUAUAGUGGCUAUAGAAGUCUAUUGUUUAAUGACAAAUGAGCAGAAUACCAGGCACACGAGGAAGGUGGAAAUCAUUUGGUAAAGGUGAGGUAAAAUUAAUGAGCCUUAUCUAUCUUAUUUUUUUGUGAAGAUGAAACUAUAUUCAGCACUUUUUAUUUAUGCUUUUAUAAUAGUAAAGCUUUCAUUGAUUAAACUGCAGAACUUUAAUUUGCAGAGUGCACGUUCAUGAGCUGCAGACAAAACGUAGCUAACUACUUUCUCUAAAUUAGAUCUGCUGGAGUUGUCCUUAAAUUUAUCACAUACUGCAAUGGAAUUGCUGGCUUUGAGGCUUCUGCAGUUUUGCUUAUACAACUUUUCCUGCUUGGUAACGAUGUUACUUGGAUCCCUGCUCAGCCUAGUAGAGCUACAGUCACUGACCACAGGAAAGUAAGUCAUGAGAUGGCUUCAGUCUUUUGCUUUUUCUUCAGGAAAACACCUUUGAUUAUAAUUAUGCUAGCUUCAUAUAAAAACACAAAAGAAAUUGUGUUAAUAUGUUACAAAUUAUCUAACUGUACAAAGUCCCUUUUCAAGGCCCUUAAUCUGCAAACCAGCAAUUUGCAAGCAGGCUAGUAAAGUUUGAUCAGCACUCAAGGAUUUUGCAUUAUUUAAGUGCUUCAAGUGUGGGUGUUGUGUUCUAACUACAUCUGAAUGUGAUAAAAGCUCUGAUGCAGACUUGGUAAUAUUGGCAAUAAGAGUAGCUUACUGCACUGGUUUAAACUGUGAUAGUAGAACAGAGUUUUGCUGAUUAUGAAUGGUAUUUCUAAUAGAGGGGUUGGAAAUAUCACUGUACCUAUCAACCCUUUCCAGACUACAGAGGGCCAAAAUGGAAGCUUGGAAAUUGAUGUGUUUAUAAAACAAGAACAACAAAGUCACUCUCUAUUAAACUUUAAGAAGCUAUGAAAAACCAAUGUAGUACGGUGUAAAGCAGAGUGUACUUAAUUUUUAAGAGGAAAAAUUCUGUUACAUAUUGUUAAUGCUUUGAAACUUGUUUUAAAUAUUGCUGAAAACAAAUAUUUUUCAAUCCUUUCAAUAAAAUCUUUUUGUAAAGUUGAA